AUGACGACGAAACGAGCGGAUCUGCAAGGAAUUCGCGGAUUCGCCAUUCUUGCCGUUCUUGGUUUCCACUUCUUUCCCCAAGAAUUUCCGAAUGGAUACCUCGGAGUCGAUCAGUGAGUAUUUUUUUGUAAAUUUUCGAAAAUCUGCUAGAACUAUGCAAGUAUGCGAGUUUGACAAUAUCAGAACGGUGUGAAACACAAUCCCUCAGAUUCUUCGUUCUCUCCGGAUAUCUCAUGUGGAUGCUUCUCAAUCGUUCCGACUCCGACCGUCCGAUUCCUUUCAUUUUCAACUUUUACUCCAGAAGACUCAAAAGAAUCCUUCCACUUUACUUCUUCUUCAUUUUCUGCUGUCUUCUCGCUUUGAACACUCUUUUUCCGGAGACUUCUAUUGAAACCAAUCAGAAAUCAGCCGUCCGAGCGCUUCUUUUCCAAUCAAACCGACCUCCGACAACUCAGGAAGACUAUUUUCAAAUGGUACCGUAUUCUCAAAAGUCAUUAAAGCCCUAGCAACUCUUGCAGCUCUCGCUUGCCAUUGACAUAUUCACGCACACGUGGUCCCUGUCGGUUGAAGUCCAAUUCUACUUUAUUGUUCCGUUUAUAUUCCUAAUCGGAAAACGGUUUUCUCAAAAGCGACAGUACUUGUACUACAGUACCCUCGCAAUUCUUUCUUUCGUUUACUCUUCCACUGCUCCAACUUCUGUCGCUUUCAACAGCGUUUUUGCAAGAACGUGGCAGUUUUGCAUAGGUUUGAAGGGAAUUCAGUUUCAGUGACGUUACAAAGUAUCCAGUACAUUUUCAGGAAUGCUAAGUUUGUUUGUGGGCACUUCGCAUGUUCUGUCAAACAAUCAAAAGAUAUCCUCAAAACUCCACAACCUUCUCUUGCUUUCUACUGUCUUUACAACAUUUUAUCCAAAACGUUUACCAGAUAUAAUCGCUCGGUAAUCUUUUUUCAAUCCUAUAUCGUUUUGUGUAUACCUUUAAAGUUUCAGUCCUUUUAUAGCAGUUUGCACAUCCCUUCUGAUCCUAUUCUCGACUGACAGUUCAUUGCUGUCCAUUAGAAUUCUCACGUACUUCGGGGACAUCUCCUACUCUCUUUAUCUCAUUCAUUGGCCAAUUUACGCCUACUGGAAGCUCACAGACGACGGAAAUCAGUUCAGUGAGCGGCGAAAUACUUCAAAAUACAUCAAAACACCGCGUUCGUUUCAGCUUUGUUGGUCUACCCAAUUGUAUCGAUUGUUUUAGCGGCGCUCAGCUAUGAGACAUUCGAGAAACAGUACCUCAAGCUAUCAUUUUCAUCGAAUUCCUUUCUGAUUCUCAUUUUCCUCACUGCAAAUGUUCUCGUUCUGAACAAAGAGAGUCUAUUGGGAACGGAAACGGAAGAAGAGAAACUCAAUCGGCAAAACUUUACAUUCGGUAUCGAAAAACGAAUCGAAAAGUAUUAUCACGCACAUUUUCAGAAGACGCGGACCGUCUGAACCAUUACUGGAACUUGAAAGACAUUGAUAAUCUCCUCUCCCGCACUUGCGAUUACGAGGGAUCCAACGGGCCGUACGGAUGGUGUCGGCACUCGGGAUUAUCUCCGAACUCCUCCUACAAAAUGAUCAUUUUCGGGAACAGUGUCACUGCGAAUCAUGCAGACAUGUUCUAUCAGGAGUGUAAACACAAAGCGAAGAGUAUUCUGCAGGGAACUGCUUUUGGUGAGGUCAGAAUUACAGAAGAGAGCGAGAAGAGAGUUCAGGUUGCGAGCCUUUGUACCCGUCAUUGAGAUUGGAACGAUGUCGGAAGAAUAUGACGGAGUUUCAGCAGAGGCUACGGAUGGAACAGCCCGAUUACGGUUUUAUUUUCACGAGGUAAGCAAUUGCGCACUUCCGAUUUAUCAUUUUCUACACGUUUCAACUAGUUUACAAAAAACAUUUCAUACAUAACUGUCGGUUACAAUGCCAAUAUUAUUUCUCAGGUUCAUCAGCAUCGCCGACCCGUUCGCUCCCGGAAUCACCAGUUUGGACGAGGAUCCGAUUUAUCAAACAAUGCUAAACAACACUGUGGAAUACAUCAAACAUAUUCGCAUCAAACUAUUUAUCCUCAACACGUAUCCCAGAAUUAUCAGUGAGCGGAUAGCAAAAAUUGGAGAAUCGAUGAGAGCCGGAGCCAGGCAAGAGGAUAUUGACGUAACAGAUUCACGUUGCGAAAAAUAUUGUAUCCUUUCAGAAGGCAUUACUGAGCCCGAUUCCCUUUGAAAUGGGACGAAUACGUCAUGCGCAACUCGUAAAAGACUGCGGGAGCAAAUGCGAACUCAUCGACUAUCUUCCCGAGUUCUUCAACGAAACCACGAGCACAUUCCGAUUCUCGGACGCCCGCGGACUCUCCUUCUUCACGGCGGCCAAUCAUUUGACUCCGCACGGUCUCGAGCACGUUCGACACGUUUGGACGGACGUUUGUAAAACGAUUUAA
Caenorhabditis sp. 36 PRJEB53466 is the source of this 2450-nucleotide messenger RNA. The record is from the annotation of a GenBank genome assembly. NCBI's taxonomy places the organism in Eukaryota, Metazoa, Nematoda, Chromadorea, Rhabditida, Rhabditidae.